AUGGCUGAAGUCGCUGGCGAAGGUCGCUCAAAGGCCCAGCUGAUUGUCGGAAUCGAUUUUGGUACCACCUUCUCCGGCGUUGCAUUCGCCUUCGCUACAAACACCGAGGCCAAGGAAGACAUCAUCACCGAAUGGCCCGGUGCGGGAAAUCAGGCCAAACAAAAGAUCCCCACCGUACUUUACUAUGAUCAGUACCAGAAGGUCGUGGGCUGGGGCCCUGACAUCGCCGAUGCAUUGGCCCCCACGGGCUACCCAAAACCUGGCGUUCAAAAGGUGGAAUGGUUCAAGUUGCAGCUGAUGCUCUCUGGAAACACCUACAUUGACCCCAUCAACCUGCCCCCGCUUCCCCCGGGCAAAUCGGAGAUCGAUGUAGCCGCCGACUACCUGUUCCAUCUGCGACAGGCAAUGCGAAACCAGCUGCAGAAGACCUUGGGCGAGGUAUUCAAUCGUGAGGAGCGCAACAUCCGAUACUACAUCACCGUCCCCGCCAUUUGGAACGAUGCUGGAAAGGCUGCCACCCGCGCUGCCGCCAUUCAGGCUGGCUUCCUUCGCGAUGAGAACGACAACAGGCUGACCCUCAUUACCGAGCCCGAAGCCGCGGCCAUGUUCUGCUCCAAGACCGGUCUCCUCAACCUUAAGAUUCACGACGCCGUCCUCAUCGUCGAUUGCGGUGGUGGUACCGUCGAUUUGAUCGCCUACGAAGUCGAGGAGGAGCAGCCGUUCUCCGUGGCCGAGUGCACAGCAGGAUCCGGUGACUCGUGCGGUUCAACGGCGCUUAACCGUAACUUCAGUAACAUUCUGCGCGCCAAGAUCAGGAAGAUGAAGCUUCCCGACGGUUCCAAGACGGCUGGCAAGGUCUACGCAAAGUGCAUCAUGGACUUCGAGAACCGUGUCAAGGCCGACUUCCGAAACAACGGCCAGAAGUGGGCUGUCGACGUCGGUAUCGAGGCCGAGUUCCCCGAGGCCGGCAUCGAGGAAGGCUACAUGACCUUUACCAACGAGGAGAUCCUGCAGUGCUUCGAGCCCGUGGUGAACCGAAUCUUGGAACUUGUGCGAAACCAGAUCAUUGCCAUCCAGGCCCAGAACAGGACACUUCAAAACGUCCUUGUCGUUGGAGGUUUUGGUGCCUCCGAAUACCUCUUCCAGCAGAUCAAGCUACACGUGCCCCCACAGUUUCAAUCCAAGGUUGUCCGACCCAUGGACUCUGUCGCUGCCAUUGUCAAGGGUGCCGUCACCGCUGGUAUCACAGAGAGGAUCGUCACACAUCGUGUCGCUCGUCGCCACUACCUCAUGGCCACUCUCCAGCCAUUCAAAGAGGGCCACCAUCCCGAGCAGUACCGUGUCCCCUCCUUGGACGGCAAGGACAGGUGCAAGUACACUCGCCAGAUCUUCGUCCAGAAGGGUCAGCGUGUGAAGAUUGGAGAGCCCGUCAAGGUAUCUUUCUUCCGACAAGUCGCCCCCGGUGCUACUCUCAUGUACGAGGAUAUUCUGUAUGCCUGCGACGACGAUGUAUGCCCAGAAUACACCAAGGACCCACGCAUCAAGGAGGUCGUCACUCUAACCUCAGAUCUUUCCCGCAAGAACCUCGAAAAGGACUUCGAGCGCAUGGACACCCCCCAAGGAACUUUCUACCGCGUAUACUUCGACAUCUACCUCACCCUCGACGGUUCCGAAUUCAACGCCGAGCUCGUCUGCCAAGGCGAAGUCAUGGGUCGUUGCACUGCCCGAUUCCGAUAA
Molecule: messenger RNA, 1737 nt
Organism: Aaosphaeria arxii CBS 175.79
Lineage: Eukaryota; Fungi; Ascomycota; Dothideomycetes; Pleosporales
Product: actin-like ATPase domain-containing protein
Exons: 4
Coding region: 1-1737 (578 amino acids)
Molecular function (GO): ATP-dependent protein folding chaperone; ATP binding
Source: RefSeq, a predicted model, not a curated record